Messenger RNA from Didymodactylos carnosus, 675 nucleotides. NCBI's taxonomy places the organism in Eukaryota, Metazoa, Rotifera, Eurotatoria, Philodinida, Philodinidae. The record is from the annotation of a GenBank genome assembly.
AUGGAUGGUUUCCCCUGUGUUAUUGGUUUAUUAGCUGAUCGAACUCAUCGUACAUACGUCGAAUUAUUUCGGGAGCUGAAAGAUCAUGCCACUAAUCUCAAAAUGAACUUCAACCCGUCGCGAAUAACGAGUGAUUUUGAGAAGGCUCUGAUAAAAGCUGUGGCAUCUGAAUUCCCUCAAGCACAUCACAGUGGAUGUUACUUCCAUUUUACUCAAGCGAUCUAUCGCAAUAUUCAAACACUCGGUCUCACAACGGCAUAUAGAGAUGAUGAAGAUUCAAGAAGUGCAUGUCGAAAACUGAUGUCAUUGGCUUUAAUUCCAUUAGGCGACGUCAAAAUUGCUUUUGAAGAGUUACAAGACGAUUCUCCCCUUACACUACGUCCUCUAUUCAAUUAUUUCUCACGUUUCUGGUUAAAUGAAGCGCCCAUUCAUCUAUGGAAUGUUUGCGGGACGAGUCGACGAACUAAUAAUGCUUCAGAAGGUAUAUCUUUAGUUCCAUCUGGUUUGAACCUAAUGGUUGUUUAUGUAGGCUGGCAUAAUCGAUUCAAUGUGCGCGUGAACAAACACCACCCGAAUAUUUGGCAUUUCAUUAAUUCUUUGAAAGAUGAGGAGACCCAUUUAUCACAUAAAUAUAAAAGUUUAGCGUUAGUUGGCGAAAAAAAAAAAAGCGUUUAG